GGACCGAAGAAAAGUAUUCUCCCGCAGUUCAGCAAACGAGAAGCUACUACAUCUCCUCAAAAAUGGCAAAAUUCGCAUCUCUCGCUCUCCUCGCCGUCUUCCUCGGAGUCUGCUCCGCAGCAAGCUUUGGAGGAGUGAAGGAUUUCGCCGGAAACUACUAUGAUUUCACGACAGGACAAUACUCCAGCGCCCUCACCGGCAAGGUCUACAAUACUGCUCCCAUUGCCUACGUUCCCCCUGCAGUCGCCCCUGUCGUAGCCGCUCCCGCCGUUGCUCCAGUAGUACCCGCUCCUGCUGUCAUCCCAGCCGCCGCCCCCCUCAUCGCCCCUGGAGCUCUUCCCGCAUCCUACGUUGCCUCUGCACCCUUCUAUCCACCCUUUUAUGGGGCUGCUGCUUACGUUGCUCCCGUAUGGAAGAAAUAGAUUCCUGAUACACCGAUAGUUCGAUCUCUCUAUUUAUAAAUUUCAAGCCAAAUGUCCAUCCUUUUUUAAUUUUUUUUCCCGGACCAAAAGCACUGGGAAUGUCCAAAAAGUUGUUUUGUUCUGAUGUUCAAGCACUUUUGUACUGGGAAAAAUAAAG
This is a messenger RNA of Argiope bruennichi, 579 nucleotides long. Its product is annotated as glutaconyl-CoA decarboxylase subunit gamma-like. The record is from RefSeq and is a predicted model, not a curated record. Bases 63 to 422 code for a protein of 119 amino acids. The transcript is spliced from 3 exons. Lineage: Eukaryota; Metazoa; Arthropoda; Arachnida; Araneae; Araneidae.